Oncorhynchus tshawytscha (Chinook salmon) is the source of this 892-nucleotide messenger RNA. RefSeq names its product B-cell receptor CD22-like. Bases 1 to 846 code for a protein of 281 amino acids. The record is from RefSeq and is a predicted model, not a curated record. The transcript has 6 exons. NCBI's taxonomy places the organism in Eukaryota, Metazoa, Chordata, Actinopteri, Salmoniformes, Salmonidae.
AUGUUGUGGAAAAAGCCUAACAGCCGGAUCUUAUACCCAGUCAGCAGUGAGGAUGCAGGGAACUACUCCUGUACUGUAGAAGGCUUAGAGAGAAUCCUCUCUCCAGAAGAGACUCUCACUGUCAGAUAUGGUCCAAGGAACACCUCAGUGUCAGUUAGUCCCUCUGGUGAAAUAGUGGAGGGCAGUUCAGUGACUCUGACCUGCAGCAGUGAUGCCAACCCACCUGUGGACAAAUACACCUGGUACAAGAAGAACGUAACCUCACCAAAAGCAUCAGGACAGAGUUACAGCAUCACUAACAUCAUCUCUGAGGACAGAGGAGAAUAUUACUGUGAGGCCCAGAAUGGAAGAGGAUCUAUGAACUCUACAGCUCUGAUGAUCAUUGUAGCAGGGAAACAAACCUCAGUUCUGACUGCAGCUGUAGGAAUCACAGUGGUUGUUCUGGUUCUCAUCCUCUGUCUCCCUGGACUCAUGUGGUUCAGGAAGAAGGACUCCAAACCCACCUCCAACACAGGAGACACAUCAGAAAAUGAACAGGGAGACUCUAGUCCAGUGUAUGACAACAUCUCAGGCAUGGCCAUGACCCCUACUGCAGCACAGACAGUAGCCACAGAUGACCAGGAUGACAUUCACUACGCCAGCGUCCACUUCCAGGAAGUCCUUCUGUACUCGACCGUCCAACAGUCUCAAGCCCAGGAACAGGACGAGGAUAUCCAGUACGCUACUCUGAAAUUCAACCUCCUGAGUGAUGCCACCUGCCCAACAGCAGCAGACCCUGGUGCUGCUGAGGAGGACUCCUCUGUUCUCUACAGCACAGUCAACAAAUCCAGAACCAAGAAGACCUGAGCAUUACAAUACCAGAACCAAGUAGACCUGAACACAACAAACCCAG